UUGAUUACCGUCACCAGUUUCCUGCUCUUCUUGCCAGACUCAGUUUUUUUUUCCCUCUCUUUCUAGAAUUAUUAGUAAUGGAGAUUCAGUAGUAUCCAAUCUUCAAUUCUUCAGUUUCUUUCUUACAUUCAUUUUUCUAACCUGAAAAAGAAAAACAAAAACCCACACUGAUUUUGUUAAUUUCCUCUUAACUUGUGGUUUUGAGAGAGAGAUUGGUGAAUGCAGGUUUGAUUUUUUGCAAUCUCUCUCACUCUCUAUCUACCCAACUACUUUGAUUAAUCUUUGCAGUACUAAAUAGUGGUUGAUUUGUAAAAAAAAGGAAAAAAUAAUAUUGGAUCCCAUUAUUUCCAUAAAAUGGGUCUUCUGAAUUAAAACAGAGUAUUGAGAAACCCUAGAAAUACUGCUUAAAAAAGGAGAGAGUAAGAUAUUCAUUCUUUUUUCUUUGUAACUUUCUGAGCUCAACUCACGUGGAGUUAACGCUAUUUGUCUUUUGAUAAGUUUCAACUUUCAAGCUCUUAAAUAGAAACUCAUCACAGAAACGUUUUUGCAGUAAUCCUGGUUGGUUUAAUGGCCAUUCAUUCAAAGCUCUUUCUCUCUCUCUUGGGAAAGAGAUGAGUUUUUGAAGUUUUUAGGGUUCUGAUUCUUCUGAAUAGAGUUAGGUCUUGCACUGAAACAGUGUUCAACUGUUUUUUGAGCUGUAGGGCAGAAGAGAAAUAAAGGGUUCUAGUUUUUCUUCUGUUUAUUAUGAUAGUGAUGUUUUUGUAUCUAUUGCAGAACAAAAAAGUGAAUGGGGUGUUAAAAGUACUUUGAUCUCAUCAGUUCAAUCUCAUAGAGAGAGACAGUGAGACAAAAGAGAGGGAAAUUGUUUAAUGCCAGUUGAAGAUUUAAAAAUGGUUGCUUCAUCUUCUUCAUAACUGCUGUAAUUGUAAUGCUAUUAUCAGUUACAAUGAAAUCAUUAUCAGCUCUAAAUGCAGAUUCAACAAGAAGAAGAGGAAGGUACAUUUUGUUUAUUUACUUUCUCUCUGUAACAUUUAGUUUUGGGUUAGUCAGAUCAAGUGAUGAAGAGGCAUUGUUAAGGCUUAAAUCAAAGAUUGAUCCUUCAGAUAGACUAUCAUCAUGGAGAAAAGGAUGUGAUUUCUGUAAAUGGCAAGGGGUUAGAGAGUGUACAAAUGGUAGGGUUACAAAGUUAGUUCUUGAGCAUGUAAAUCUAAGUGGAACCUUAGAUGGGAAAAGUUUAAACCAGCUUGAUCAGCUUAGAGUAUUGAGUUUUAAAGAAAACUCGUUAUCUGGUGAAAUCCCCAAUUUAUCUGGUUUAGUUAAUUUGAAAUCACUUUAUCUUAAUGAUAAUCAAUUUAUGGGUCAUUUUCCAAGUUCUAUUUCAGAUCUUCAUCGUUUGAAAAUCAUUGUAUUGUCGGGGAAUUUAUUGUCGGGUAACAUUCCGGUAUCGCUUCUCAAGCUUCGGCGAUUAUACAUUCUUUAUUUGCAAGAUAAUCAAUUAACAGGAGAAGUUCCAGCUCUGAAUCAACCAACUCUUAGAUUCUUGAAUGUAUCUAAUAAUCAACUUUCUGGCGAAAUUCCGUCAAAUGCGGUACUUGUUCGAUUCAAUUCAACUUCAUUUCUCAAUAAUGUCAAUCUAUGUGGCAAACAGAUAAAUGUCGUCUGCAGCAAUGCUUCAAUUACUCCUAACGGAGCUCCAUCUACUGGUUCAAAGUCACAUUCAAAGCAUGUAAACAAGAAACUUAUAUUGAUUAUUGUUGGUAGUAUUGUUGGAUUGAUUUUGGUGUUAAUCUGUUUGGUAAUUUUAUGGAAAGUUUGCAAGACUAGGAAGAGCAAAAAGUCACAGGAAGAGUCACGAGAAGUUAGGAGCAAAGGUGAAGUAGGCACUGAAGGAGUAGGAGUAGUAGGAGGAAGAAUAGGUGGCGAAGGGUCUGGAAUUGGUGGUUCAAAACAGGGAGGAUUUUCAUGGGAGAAUGAAGGUUUGGGAAGUUUGGUUUUUUGUGGAGCGGGGGAUCAACAAAUGAGCUAUAGUUUAGAAGAUUUAUUGAAGGCAUCUGCAGAGACAUUAGGAAGAGGAACACUGGGGAGUACUUAUAAAGCAGUGAUGGAAUCUGGGUUUAUAGUUACCGUGAAAAGGUUGAAGGAUUCUAGGUAUCCAAGGCUUGAAGACUUCAGGAGACAAAUGGAUGUGCUAGGGCGACUCAGACAUCCUAAUUUGGUACCAGUCAGGGCUUAUUUUCAAGCUAAAGAAGAACGUCUUCUCGUCUAUGAUUAUUUCCCUAAUGGCAGCUUGUUCUCACUCAUUCACGGAUCAAGAACUUCAGGGGGUGGAAAGCCCCUACACUGGACAUCCUGCUUGAAAAUAGCAGAAGACUUGGCAACAGGAUUAGUCAGCAUCCACCAAACCCCUGGACUAACCCAUGGAAACCUGAAAUCAUCCAACGUUCUUUUAGGUUCAGACUUCGAGUCCUGCCUCACCGAUUAUGGCUUGACACCAUUCCGUGAUCCUGACUCACUUGAAGAACCGAGCGCGUCAUCUCUCUUUUAUAGAGCUCCUGAAUGCCGAGACCUGCGAAAAAUACCAACACAAGAAGCUGAUGUCUAUAGUUUUGGAGUUCUUCUUUUAGAACUUCUCACUGGAAAAACACCUUUCCAAGACCUUGUUCAAGAACAUGGUGCCGAUAUUCCUCAAUGGGUUCGUUCAGUCCGGGAAGAGGAAACGGAAUCUGGAGAUGAUCCAAACUCAGGUAAUGAAGCAUCUGAAGAGAAAUUGGGAUCUCUUUUAAAUAUUGCAAUGACUUGUGUUCCUCUUUCAUAUGAAAAUCGACCCGCGAUGGAGGAGGUAUUGAAAAUGAUUAGAGAAGUUAGGGCAGAAGCACAGGUGUCUUCAAAUAGCAGCGAUCAUUCACCAGGGAGAUGGUCAGAUACGAUUCACAGUUUGCCGAGAGACGAACAUUUGAGCAUCUAAGCUAGGCAGUUAGAAUAAUACAUUCCACUAUUCUUUUUCACAUAUCUUUUUUCUUAUCUUUUCUGUUCUUUUCAAGAGUCCAGUUCAACAUGCCGUUGUAGAUUGUUAUGCUGUAAAUUUAUUGGGUAUAUUGGGUACUUCCCAGUAGUAAAUUUUUCUAAUCUGAGUAAGAUGGGUUAUUUAGUUCUUCUUUUGUCUUUUGGGUUUGUAUGUCAGGUGUCAGUGUGAGAAGAAAAGUAAACUUCAAUUUUAAGGAAAUUGCCUAAAUGUCAACAAU
Messenger RNA from Papaver somniferum (opium poppy), 3242 nucleotides. Its product is annotated as inactive leucine-rich repeat receptor-like serine/threonine-protein kinase At1g60630. The transcript has 2 exons. Lineage: Eukaryota; Viridiplantae; Streptophyta; Magnoliopsida; Ranunculales; Papaveraceae. Gene Ontology annotation, molecular function: ATP binding; protein kinase activity; protein binding. The record is from RefSeq and is a predicted model, not a curated record. Gene Ontology annotation, biological process: protein phosphorylation. Bases 929 to 2965 code for a protein of 678 amino acids.